CAACUUUUUACCAGCAUUCAGAGUGUAUCUUCCUGGAAAACAUAAAGGAAUGUAUAAAAAUAUGGAGGAAGUAAAACAUUUCAUUUUGGAAAGAGUGAAGGAACAUCAGGAGAUACUGGACCCUAACAACCCUCAAGACUACAUUGACUGCUACCUCUCCAAAAUGCAGCAGGAGAAAGAAAAUCCUCAGUCUGAAUUUGACUUAGAGAAUCUAAUAGCUACUGCAUUGGACUUAUUUGGUGCAGGAACAGAGACAACUAGCAGCACUCUAAGAUAUGGCCUCCUCCUCAUUCUUAAACACCCUGAGGUCCAAGCAAAAAUUCAUGAAGAAAUUAAUCGUGUGAUUGGACACAAUCGAAUUCCUUCCAUAAAGGACAGACAAGAUAUGCCCUAUAUGGAUGCUGUGGUGCAUGAGGUGCAAAGAUUCAUUGACCUCAUACCUCUCAACCUGCCCCAUGCAGUGAACCAGGACAUCCAGUUCCAAGGAUAUACCAUUCCCAAGGGAACAAACAUCUUCCCAUUGCUUUCACCAGUCUUGUGGGACAGCAAAGAAUUCCCCAAUCCUGAGCAGUUUGAUCCUCAGCAUUUCCUGGAUAAGAAUGGAAAAUUCAAGAAAAGUGACUACUUCAUGGCCUUUUCUGCUGGAAAACGGGCUUGUCUUGGAGAGAGUCUGGCAAGGAUGGAGUUGUUUUUGUUCUUGACCACCAUUCUACAGAACUUUACCCUCAAACCAGUUGGAGAUCCAAAUGAAAUUAGCAUUAAUAGCAAUCACGUUGGUUUCACCACUGUUCCACCACUUUACCAACUAUGCUUUGUUCCUUAUAAGGCAUAAGACAAACUUGACUUGGUAAUUUGGAUAGCUGACUUCCAUUUCUGGACUCAAUACUCUCAUGCUUUUAACUGGAGUCCUCUGGAGGGAAAGAAAAAUUCCCAUCUAUGGAUGAAAUUGCAUCUUAAUUUCCAGAGAUCAUACAUUCUACCACAGUACCCGAUGUGUCAUUCAAUAGGUGUAACACUAUGAAAAUUUUCAUGCAGCCUUUACUCCAUGCCUAUAUCAGCAGGCAUGCUCUAAUUCACAUGCACAAUUCCAGUCUUAGGAUGUGGAAGAAACUGGAAAAAUACUCCCACCCCCUAAAAAAACCUGUAUUAGCUUGUUCUUUUCUUUUCAAAAACCCUCAAAAAAGAUCUUAUUUUGGAUUGUUUCACUCUUGUUGUAAA
This is a messenger RNA of Gracilinanus agilis (Agile Gracile Mouse Opossum), 1218 nucleotides long. RefSeq names its product cytochrome P450 2C42-like. Lineage: Eukaryota; Metazoa; Chordata; Mammalia; Didelphimorphia; Didelphidae. The transcript is spliced from 5 exons. Gene Ontology annotation, cellular component: intracellular membrane-bounded organelle; cytoplasm. Gene Ontology annotation, molecular function: iron ion binding; heme binding; oxidoreductase activity, acting on paired donors, with incorporation or reduction of molecular oxygen, reduced flavin or flavoprotein as one donor, and incorporation of one atom of oxygen. Gene Ontology annotation, biological process: xenobiotic metabolic process. The record is from RefSeq and is a predicted model, not a curated record. Bases 50 to 832 code for a protein of 260 amino acids.